Molecule: messenger RNA, 3341 nt
Organism: Salmo salar (Atlantic salmon)
Lineage: Eukaryota; Metazoa; Chordata; Actinopteri; Salmoniformes; Salmonidae
Source: RefSeq, a predicted model, not a curated record
GCUUCUUGCGUGACGUAUAAUCUAGUGGACGGAACUGGAGGCUUCUUCAACAGCGACAACAGGCUUCUGAUUCAACCAACGUGGUGGUUUGCUAGCGAAUAUAAAACUGAAACGUUGACGCGUUUAAGACCAAACUUGUUUAUAUUACUCUUAGUGUUUUGAACAUACUUAUGUUUACCUUUCUACUAGCUAAUUUCAACGAAAUUAGCGAAUGUGUUAAAUUGAUACAGCAUUAGGCUAAUCCCCCGGAACAUGAGCUCACUAAGCAAGACGGAGAAAGUUGCUCUGGUGAAAUUAGAGAAAGAAGCUUUCAGAAUGAAAAAGGAAAAAGAUGCCAUAACAUUUAAAGAAGAGAAUGUAGUGAAAGAAGAGGAAGAGCAUUUUGGACUGAAAGAGGAAGAGAAGGCUAUCUCAGUAAAAGAGAAGGAAAACGUUUUGGGAGUGAAAAAGGAGGAGACUGAAGAUCCGAUUACCACCAGAGAGAGACAUGACUAUCGUGGAUCCUCUGUGGAGCCUCAACAACAUCCUGAUGCUGACGAGGCAGAGAAGAGUCUCUCCAGAUCAGAACACCAGAUGGACAACGCUAGCCGGCCCCCUUCCACCCUCCCAGAGUCCCCGUGUCGUGCCUCUCCCGGUAGCACCUUACUGCUGGGUAUGAAGAGGUUGUCUGUGCUGCUGGUGGACUGCAGGAAAUCAAUGGGGCUGAGUGGAACUGUGAGAGGAGGAGAAAUGAAAAGAUCAGAUUUGACUCAUCAAAAAGAUAAACCAAACUCUGAGGAAUCAGAGACGUCCGAACCAGCUAGACGACGCAACUGCUCCCAGAUUGGAAAGAGUUUUACCAAGUUAGGAAGCCUGAAAAGACAUGAGAGGACACACACUGGAGAUGGGGAAAGUGACACAGAGUUACUACAGGACGAAGACGAGUCAUUGAGCGAACAUAGCUUUGACUCCCAGACGGAAGAUAUGUUUUUACACGGGGAGGACAUCGUUUUGGACUGGAAGUCUGAUGAACAAUGGGAACCCACAAUGUCAAGGUGUCCAUCCCCCACUAAUUCAGACGCUGAAGCUGGUUCAUCCAGCUGGACCCCUGCUGUCUCCGGCUCCACACCUUCCCCCGCCCGGCCAUCUAGAGGUGUGAAGAGGCCAGUCCAGAAGCGGAGGAGGGCCAGUGCACAACCUGCAGACAAAGGGACCGAGGGGCGUUGGCACACUGUGCUAGACGUGGAUGUGGAACCAAGUGCACCAACAUUUAGACCGAAAAGGCAGCCAGGACCUCAGAUGGACAUGACUGCAAAGUACAGCCCCCUUCAUCUUUUCCAGAUGUUUUUCUCCUUGUCAGUUCUGGAUUCGCUGGUGUCUAACACCAACAAGUAUGGGGCUAAGAAACAAGCAGGCAAGAAAGAGGCAUGGAAGCCCAUUUCCAUCCAAGACCUAUACUGUUACAUCUCACUGGUUAUUUACAUGGGGCUUGUGAAGUUGAAAAACCUGAAGGACUACUGGAGAAGCUCAACACUCUACCAACUGCCUUUCCCCACCACUGUCAUGUCUUGUAAAAGGUUUCUGACUAUCUCACGGGCGCUUCAUAUCAGUGACCCACAAGUUGAUGAGGACAAUCACAAGAAGAGAGGCACAUCAAGCUUUGAUAGGCUCUGCAAAAUCAAACCUCUCUACCCCAGCAUGGUUGAGGCCUGCAAGACCCAUUUUCAGCCCUACCAGAACCUGUCCAUAGAUGAGAGGAUGGUAGCCUCAAAGGCUAGAAUUGGCCUCAAACAAUAUAUGUGUAACAAGCUGUGUGGGUAUAAACUCUUUGUUUUGGCCGAUUCUGUGUGUGCCUACACUUGGAAUUUUUUUGUUUAUGAGGGGGAAAGCAGUUUUGCUACCGGUAAGGGACUUGGUUAUGAUUCCGUUAUGGAGUUGUUGGAUUUUCAACUGCUUGGGACAGGCUACAAACUGUUUAUGGACAACUUCUACACAAGCCCUACCCUGUUCACAGACCUGAGGAAGCUGGAUGUGUGGGCUUGUGGCACAAUUCGUACCAACAGACAGGGCUUUCCAAAAACUAAAGUAAAUGACAUGCCUAAGAGGGCUGAUAGGGGUACCAUGCGAUGGAUUCGUAAGGAUGACCUGCUCUUUGUAAAGUGGAUGGAUACCAGAGAGGUGGUCAUGUGCACCACUAUCCACAAAUCGUACAGUGGCGAUCACGUCGUCAGGCGUGUGAAGGACACUAAUGGGGCACGGACCACUAAAAAUGUCCCCAUUCCAGCUGCUGUGAAGGACUACAACAAGAGCAUGGGAGGUGUGGACCUGUCAGACGCUCUGAUAGGCUACAACAGUGUUCUCCACAAGACAAUGAAAUGGUACAGGACAUUGUUCUAUCACUUCAUUGACAUCGCUGUGGUGAAUGCAUUCAUCCUUCAUAAGGAAAUGGCUAAGAGCUCUGGACAGACCUCCAUGACACAGCUAGCCUUCAGAGAGCUGCUCAUCCGGGAGCUUGCUGGCUACGGCACAAAGUCCACUGCAUCACAUUCUGUCCCUUCUACUCCUGUUGUUCACAUUCCCAAAUACCUAUCUGCAGGCAUGAAUGUGCCUAAGGGCAAAAAAGGCACAGUAGGGAGGCGUCAUUGUGUUCUGUGUCACAGGAAAGGCCCCAUCACCUGCACCACUUGUUCUGUUACCCUCUGCUUUACACCAGAAAGAGACUGCUAUGGGCCUUGGCAUCAGCAGCACGGUAUUGUGUAGGACUGAGGAUCUUCCAAAUACUGUCAUUCUAAAGUGUGUAAUUUGUAUUCUUUUUUUCAAAACAUUUUUUGCCUUUUCUUCCUUUUUUUUGAGAGAGGGUGUGUAGCAUUUUUGUAUGUUGUAUAUAGUUAUUUUCUUGAAAAUGUAUCACUUUACCAAUUUGGAAAUUUGGGUACAUUUGGACAACUUGUGUGGGACACCUGGGUGACUUCAUGCUAAAUGUCAUGUAGCUCCUGAAGUGAUCAGUCUAAAACUUUACACACACUGCUGCCACCUAGUGGCCAAAAUUUAAAUUGCAGCUGGUCUGGAAUAAUACAAUAUGGCCUUUCUCUUACAUUUCAAAGAUGAUGGUACAAAAAAAAUACCAAAGUUUUUUUUCUUUGUAUUAUGUUUUACCAGAUCUAAAGUGUUAUAUUCUCCAACAUUCCUUUCACAUUUCCAUAAACUUCAGUGUUUCCUUUGGUAUCAAGAAUAUGCAUAUCCUUGCUUCAGGUCGUGAGCUACACGCAGUUGGAUUUGGGUAUGUCAAUAAAGAUGAAAAUGGGGGGGGAAAUGGGUGGAUCCAACAUUCAUGAACCUUCACUAUCUUCAUUGCUAAACUA